Molecule: messenger RNA, 5290 nt
Organism: Oxyura jamaicensis (ruddy duck)
Lineage: Eukaryota; Metazoa; Chordata; Aves; Anseriformes; Anatidae
Gene: CAMK1D
Product: calcium/calmodulin dependent protein kinase ID
Exons: 11
Coding region: 289-1395 (368 amino acids)
Biological process (GO): peptidyl-serine phosphorylation
Cellular component (GO): intracellular anatomical structure
Molecular function (GO): calmodulin binding; calcium/calmodulin-dependent protein kinase activity; ATP binding
Source: RefSeq, a predicted model, not a curated record
GGGGGGGGGCAGAGAAAGUUGGGAGGAAAUAGCCCAGGAAAAGUGGCACUCGUGGAGCCCGCCGGAGCGCGGAGGAAAUAAAAGCGGCGGCGGGCAGGAAGUGUGAGGAGGAGGAGGAGGAGGAGGAGGAAGGGGAGAAGGAGGAGGAGAAGAAGGAGGAGGAGGAGGAGGAAGAGCCGGCAGAGGCAGCAGCAGCAGCCGCUGCUUUCUCAGAAGAGAAAGCAAAAGCCGCAGGCGGCUCGGUGCCGCCCGGCAUCUGCGGGGUGCGCGGGGCUGCGCGGAGCGGCCAUGGCCCGGGAGAACGGGGACGGCGGCGGCUCCUGGAAGAAGCAGGCGGAGGACAUCAAGAAGAUCUUCGAGUUCAAGGAGACGCUGGGGACGGGCGCAUUUUCCGAAGUUGUUUUGGCUGAAGAGAGAGCUAGUGGGAAACUAUUUGCAGUCAAGUGCAUUCCCAAGAAGGCACUGAAGGGGAAGGAAAGCAGCAUAGAGAAUGAAAUUGCAGUCUUGAGAAAGAUCAAGCAUGAAAAUAUAGUUGCCCUGGAAGACAUCUAUGAGAGCCCAAACCAUUUAUACCUGGUCAUGCAAUUAGUAUCUGGGGGAGAGCUUUUCGACCGCAUCGUUGAGAAGGGGUUCUACACCGAGAAGGAUGCGAGCACCCUGAUCCGGCAGGUCCUGGAUGCUGUCUACUACCUGCACCGAAUGGGUAUCGUCCACAGGGACCUCAAGCCCGAGAACCUGCUUUACUACAGCCAGGAUGAAGAGUCAAAAAUCAUGAUCAGUGACUUUGGAUUGUCAAAGAUGGAGGGCAAAGGAGAUGUGAUGUCCACAGCCUGCGGGACUCCUGGCUAUGUUGCUCCUGAAGUGUUGGCCCAGAAACCCUACAGCAAAGCUGUGGACUGCUGGUCCAUUGGGGUCAUCGCAUACAUCCUGCUCUGUGGCUAUCCCCCUUUCUAUGAUGAAAAUGACUCCAAACUCUUCGAGCAGAUCCUCAAGGCAGAGUACGAGUUCGACUCUCCGUAUUGGGAUGACAUCUCUGAGUCUGCUAAAGACUUCAUUCGGAAUUUGAUGGAGAAGGACCCUAAUAAAAGAUACACCUGUGAGCAAGCAGCACGACACCCUUGGAUUGCUGGCGAUACGGCACUCAACAAGAACAUCCACGAGUCUGUCAGUGCUCAGAUCCGGAAGAACUUUGCAAAAAGCAAAUGGAGACAAGCGUUUAAUGCCACGGCAGUUGUGCGACACAUGCGGCGGUUACACCUCGGCAGCAGCCUGGACAGCACGAGUGCCAGUGUCUCGGGUACCCUCGGUCUCACCACGCCGCUGUCUGAUACAACCACCCGGAAAGAUUCUUUGAUUGUUGAUUUUUACCUCCAGAGUCACAGAGGCCAUCUUUGAUGCCAACAGCAGAGUGCUCUUGCUGGGAAAAUAAAACUAAAAAUCCAGAAAACCUCCAGCUGGCCCCUUAGCCCGCAGAAGAAGGGUGAGGACAGGCUGCCCGUGAACUCUGCGAGCUGAAAGUCAGUGUUGCAGUGGCAGGGGCUUACGCUGCUGAUUUUGCAUGUGACUUCAUUCCUGGUGCAUCCUCACUGCCUGCUGGAUCACCCCUUCUGCAGCACGGAGUGGACAUGCCGCAUGGGGGGAAGCAGGAAUACGGGGAAACCUGGCAGUGAUGCUUUCCUGAGACUGUGUUACCCUGCUGGUGAUGUCUUUUCUGUCCUGGUUGCUCUUGUGCAGGUGCCAUUAGAGUAGUGGGGUCAGAAAAAAUAUAAUUGGAUUUUACGUACUCCUUGUGUGUCUGUUUUGGUUGUGGCACUGAAAUAAAACCAAGAAAUGAUAGAGGUUCAUUCCUGAAAUGAAUUGAACCACAGAAAGGGGUGUCAGACCUCUGGUCAUCAUCUUCAUGUAGUAUGCAAUAGGCAUUGGAUUGGGUUUUGCUCUGUGCGUGUUCCCUGCAUACCUCCGUGGCUACCAACAGUAUUUUUUUCUGUAAGCAGUUGUCCUUCUUUCUGCUCAGCUCCAAGGAGCUUCAGAGCUUGCCCAAAACUAUUUCCCAGCCCCAGAAGCCAACACAACCAGAGGGAUGCCCAAGAAGAGCAGUGUCAGUGGCCCUGAGGCUGCCCCUUCCUUAAACAUGACCUUGGUUUUAGCGAAACAAGCCCCCAGGAAAAGCCAGACAAUUUAGCCAUUGGUGAGCAGGGAGAGUUUUGUCCUGCAAUGUGAAUUUGGAGUCAACUAGAUAAGCUAUAAGGAAAGCUCUGCUAACAUUUCCCCCUAGGGUAACAGCUCCAGGUCUGAGCAGUGCUAGCUAGGUGAACUCUGCUUAAAAACACCAGUCUGACUCUGCCAGCGAGUUCAGGCAGACAGUCGACUGUUGCUUUUGGUUUUUCUAAAGAGCUGAGGGACUCGUACACCUGCAGAAUAGCAGCUUCUAGCCUGAGCCCCGAGGUACAGAAGUAUCUUCCUUUCAGCACAUGGAAAUUGCCAUUUAAGGGGAUUACUUGCAUUCCUGCUCCUAUGCGUGUUUAUCUGGUUGAACUAGAGCCUGGGCGCAUCCCUGAAAUUAUUCAUGGGAAGGGAGUUUUGCCUUCAUUAUUGUGCUUCUUUGCACCAGAAGCGUGAACCACACUCAUUCAAGCAAAAAGCAGAAACACACCCGGAGACUGCAGCAUCCAAGGCAAACAGCAUCAAAAUGGAGCAUGGAGGAUGAGCUAGCAAUGGCUGAGUGCAGGAACCUGCCCACAAGCACUGUGCGAACAGGGUUUCCCCUGGUACAUUGCUCAUCCCUGAUUUCUCGCCCAGCAGCAGUUUUACUCCAUCCCUUUCAUUUCCCCACCUUCCCUGCAGCUGGGUCCUGCCUGUCCACCCCUGCGUGCGUGUGUGUGUGUGCGUGCUCUGGCCCCAGGGAUCGCAGGUCCCACUGCUGGGCAGUCAGGAGCCGGUUCAGGUUUUUUGGUCCAACCUUGUGCUGUUGGGUCAAAGCUGUGUACAUAGUGUUUAUAGCCAAGGAUAAAGGGUUUUUAUCCCAGACUCUGGUUUUCAAGACCCCUUCCCCACCUCAAUGCGUGCCACUGCUCUGUCCAGUUGGUUAUUUUAUUCCUCCUUUUCAUAAACAGUAAGGUCAGAAGAGCAGCUCUUACAUUUUUCCAUGCCCCAGAGCAGAAUCAUGGCUUGUACACUCGCAAGCGCUGAACUAAUGAUGGCACCAAAAUGUCCAAUAAAUGCAUGUUACUGCACUGCAUGUAUUAAACUGCUGUUCACGGUUUCUGUAUUUCCCGAGCCUUUUCUUUAUGCACAUUCGAUCCAGCCUUUUCUUCAAGGGGUUUCUUCUAGAUUUUGCUUUUAAAUGACUUAAUGUAUCUGUAACUUGAAAUCCAUCGUUAAGUUUGAGUAAAUGCAAAAGCUGAUGUUUUGUGAACAAGAUACUGCAAAUCCUGAUAAUGUAUUUUGUCUUUCUGUGGAAUGCUCUGCAGCAUGUGCAGGAAGAGUCACCAUCCAGAGCAGCUGAAAACUAUGCAGCAGUCACGUACACACAUCUAGAAACAGGGAGUCGGGGAGGGCCCCCCUUUGAACAUGAUGUUAAAAAGUUUGGCCUGCAUCUAAAAUACCUUCCCUGGGUUGCUGAUGCUCAGGGCUGCCAAAAAGCACAUCAUUGUGUGUCUUUAGGGUUGUUUUCUCUUUUUUUUUUUUUUGGUUCAUUUUUCUUAGUGAAAACUUUGGCUGGUUUGCUCAAUUCUUAGUAUUUUUCUCUUAGGAGGUAUUUCUUUCUCACCCAUUGCAGAAUGAACUGCAUUUUGUGGACCAAGAUGCUGUGACUAUUUGCCUGCAUGAAAUAGGGCAACGAGCUCAGCUAAUUAUCCCAUCAUUUCUGAAACAUCAAAUACGGAAGCGUCUUCCCCAGCAUCACCGCCUAAAUACUUGCAAUCAGUCCUUAAGCCUCCAUGUAGCCAUGCCACCAUUUAUCCACGGAAGAGUUUGGCAUGGUGCUUCUUCCACAUGGAAAACAUGGCCUUGCCUCGUCUUCCCUUGAUCAUCAUUCCAUUUUCAUGUGUGCUUUCUUUGGCAGGGCAGGGAUGCAGGAAGGCCACGUGUUGGUUUUAGCACAUCUGGCCCAAUCCUUUUGUGAGUGUUGACAGGGCAAUAGUCCCAGCUCCUCCAUGGUCACUGCAUUGGUGUGGAAGGUGUUCGUCUUUUCAAAACUCAACACAAAGGCAUCUGAAAGGGUUGGGAAAUGGUACUGGGCUUGUGGUAAGGGCACGCCAAGUAGAAGGGAUGGAGAGAAAGUGCUGUGUUGGUAGCAUAAGGAGCAGGUAUCAGUCCUUGGAAAUUAUGUCAGGGUUUGUUCCGUGGUGGCUGAAAGCACCAAGAAGUCCUGAGCCCACCUUCAAGGCUGGUGCUCAGUCAGGAUGCUGUGUCAUCACCAAGACACUGCCUGGCAGUGCAAAAAUCAUCAUUAAUGAUAAUUGUAAAUCAGCCCAAGUUCAGGUUGCUGAGACAGCACAUGGCAGGAUGCUCCAUGAGGAGGUGGACCUGUCCUGUGGUUCCCAGUGGGUGGGAGACCCCAGGAGGUGCUCAGAGCAGCCCUAAGCUUUUCCACCUUUCAUCUGCAUCCUGCAAGUCCAGCCUGGUGUUGUGCAUGCUGUGUCUUGCCAGGCCAAGCUGUAGCAUCACCCCCAAAGUGAAGAGCAUGGAAGGUCAUACAUAGCUCAGUGGGAGAUGUGGCUCGACUCCUAUUUCUGGUCAACGCAACAUCAGCACCCUGUUGCUUAUUGGCCUCUAGUUAAGAAACAGCAUUUUGGUCAGUUUGGGUCUUUUUUUUUUUUUUUUUUUUUUUUUUUUUUUUUUUUUUUUAGAGAGGUAUUUGAUUUGGGUCAGCAAACAACCAAAAAAAAAGAAACCAGUCUGCCCAGAGCAGUGACUCCCCAGUGACCUCAACUGCAAAACAUCUCUUGGUCAACUUUUAACGAAAAUGCAAGCAUGUUUUCUACAAAGGCUUAAAUCUUAAUCAAGGAAUGUCAGUGUGCCUAAUAUUGCAGGUCUUGUGAUUGAUACAAGUUCAUAACAGCAUCCAUGUCCAAAAAGAAGGGAGAAUGUGUAUUUACUCCAUGCAUGUAUUAAGGCAUCGCAAAAGUUUUAUCUGCAUAAUGAGUUUGCAAUACUGCAAAUUGUUAAUGGGGCUACAUCGCAAGUGGUUCUCUGCCUUGACAAUCAUGUAUACAUAUCGAGAUUUCUAUCAUAAUGAGAAUUUAAAGGGAUGACUAAUUGUUUUCCUCCAAUAAAUCCAAUUAAAUCA